Drosophila bipectinata is the source of this 822-nucleotide messenger RNA. The record is from RefSeq and is a predicted model, not a curated record. Lineage: Eukaryota; Metazoa; Arthropoda; Insecta; Diptera; Drosophilidae.
AUGAACAGACAUGGAAUCACCUUGAACUUCACCCGACAUCUAGAAGACUUGGAUUACGUGGAUGACAUAUGUCUCUUGGCUCACAAAUUCGAAGACAUUCAAGCCAAAGCUAGGGACCUCGAGAUCCGAGCCAGCGCAGUAGGCUUAAAGAUCAACGCAUCAAAAACGAAAGCUAUGCGGAUCAACAACUCCAACACAAACAACAUCACAAUCGGAGAUAAUACCAUCGACUUCGUCGACAGCUUCACCUACCUCGGUACUAUCAUAACAUCAAAUGGUGGAGUGGAAAGUGAUGUGGAGAACCGACUGCGCAAAGCGAGGUCUGCAUUUGGAAGACUACACCGAGUAUGGAGAAACCAGCAGAUAAACAGAAAAACAAAGCUGCGCAUAUUCAACUCGUGUGUAAAAUCCAUACCGCUAUACGGAUCGGAGACGUGGCUGACCACUCAAACGAUAUUGAUGAAGCUGCAGGCUUACAUCAAUAAGUGCCUAACAAUAAUACUUGGGGUAAUCUGGCCAGAUAGAAUACCCAAUGAGGACUUAUGGCACUGCACAGGAGAGGUCCCAAUCCAGGAGCAAAUAAAGAAACGGAAAUGGAUUGGCCACGCUCUGAGGAAGGAACCAGGAAGCAUCAUAAGAAUGGCUCUGGAUCGGAACCCACAAGGAAGCAGAAGAGUGGGUCGCCCAAAGAUGACCUGGCGCCGUACAGCACUCCUACAAAUAUCCCGGAAGAACAUCAGCUGGGACACAAUAAAGCAAACAGCGGAAAAUAAAGUUAGGUGGAGAGCCCUUGUAGAGGCCCUAAGCUCCCGAGAAGAGUAA